ACUAUGGUAGUUAAGCUGAUUUAUUGCUCAUGUCUGUACACAAGAAUCUAGUCAACUAAAGCUCAGCACUAAACUGGCACUAGAUAAGAGGUAAUGGAAUUAAAAAAGGGUUGAACUUAAGACUGCUUAUAGGAACUAAAGGACUCCAGACUGAUUCCUCUCUUGACUCUGCCCCCAGGCUCUGCCUCUCCUUGUAUAUCAGGAACCCCACUGGGGAGGGUAAGAAGUGCAGUAGGUAAAGUGAAGAUGCUUCAUGGUUAGUGCCAAGAAGAUUAAAAGCAAGACAACCUAACACAAUUGUUUGAGCACAUGGAGAAAAGUUAGUCACAGAGUCAAUAACAGCUAUGGAAAAAAUGAUGCAUUUUGGCUUUUCAAUCUUUAUUGGCAUUGCUAAUGUUUGUUAUUGAGUUAUCUUUACUUUUUUCAACCAACCAAAAAAAAAAAAAAACAACCACAAGACCCUUUCUUAGAUUCUGAUCAUCAGUUAUACCUGCCUAUUUGGGAUUAAUCAGCAUACAUUUGAAACUAUCUUCUAUCUAACUCCUUUUGUGUACUGGCAGAAUAACCAACUAGUACAAUGGCAUGCCUCCUUGUGAUCACUUAAGAAAAGUAAAUAUCUAUAAGGAAGAAAUGUCCAAUUAUAUGUAUUGUAUUAAAGAGGCUCAGCAUUUCAAAAGUUGAAUUUAUGUCUUGAAUGUGCUGACUUUUUAAAAUAUGUGCUAAGUAUCAACCUGAGGAUUUAAAUAAAGUGUCAAACUGCGGGCCCGUGGGCCGGAUGUGUCAUGUGGAAGCCGUGCCCACCCCAUUGCUGGCAAUGGCAAAACCGUCAUGCGACAUUACGUGAUGUCCUGAGUUUGACAUGCCUGAAAUAAAGGAUUACAAAACAAUUAUACUUGGGAACUCUGCACAUGUUUAAAGAUACUCCUAUUUAAUAACAAACUAUUCUAUUUUCUAGUCACUGUCCCUAAUAAAUAGUGACUCUGUGGCAGCAAAGGAAUACACUGAUAUUGACCAAAUGUUACAAUUACAUACCAAUCCAUUACCUUCUUGCAAUAAAAAGUAUUUAUUCAAUUUCUAUAGCUGCCUACUUCGAUCAAUGACUUUGGGCAGCAUACAAUUCAAAAAAAUAUAUUAUAAUUAAAAAUGCUGAAAGAUUAAAACAAUAAAAACACAUAACAUCCAGAUGAAAUGUACGUUGGAGUAAGAUAUUUGGCCAAUUAGCAAUACAACUAGGAAACGGGGCCCUUAACACAUUAUGUUACCUCCUUUCUAUAUAAUUGUCUAAACAAUAAUGCACUGCCUUUGUUACUUUUGUUCUAUAACUGUCUUUCACAUAGUCUAAAUAAUUGGAAAAAACAUUUCCUCGACUUUGCCUACUUGAGGCAAUUGGUUUUUAAACAGUAAGCUUACACACCUGAGCAAUACAAUUCUUGUUGUUUUAACCCCUUUCCCUGGGCCUCUGGAAGUGAAUAUUUUAAGAUUACUACAUCAGAUUUGUCUGCUCUGACUGAUGUUGUCUCUCCUGAUGAUCAGCAGCCUUCAAGAUCUUUAGGUGUUUUCUUUGCUGUAAAUCACUCCUCACUCCUUGCUCAAGAGUGUUAGUGGGGCCUUUCAUGUGUUGCCCAAAACAGAGGAAAGGCAUAAUAAAAUAAGGAAUCAUAAACAUAUCUACAGGCAAUUUUCAUAUAUGUCAAUUUAUAAAUAAUACCAUUGAAACCAGGGGUAAACCAGCUCACCUUUGACCCAACCCCACUUUUUGUUCUCUCUGACCACAUGGGCUGAAAAUUAGGGCACUUUUUCACAUCGUCUUAAGACAGGAAGUUCCCCAAAUCCACAAUCAAAGCGUUACUCGAGCUGGAAUCAGCCAGCAACAGCAGCAGUAACGUUAAGCCAACCAGGUUCGCUCAGUGGCCGGGUUUAUAUAUUGAAUUUAAGCCCGGGGGAACCAAGCGACCGUGCGUUCACACGUCUAGGAUGCCCACCCAACUAAGCCGCGCUGCGGCUUCUGGAGGCCGGGUUGAGCAAGGGCGGCGUUUCCAGCAGAGGCCGAGCCACGAGCACCCUCUCCGCGGCUGCGGCUCAGCCAAACUCCGAUCGCCCGUCCCGGCCGAAUUGUGCGCGACUCCGGGGCCCGCGGCGGCCCGCUCCCCGCAGGAGUCCCUCCGGCGCCCGUCGAAGCCCGCCUGCGCGCCGCUCCCCGGAAGGCCGGCCGAGAGUCCGGCCGGGGCUCCCGCCUCCUUUGGCGGGCGGAAGGCGUCUCGGGGGCUCGCGUCCAGGGAGCGAGGCGUCGCGGCCGUUGCCUCCGCCUCCUGACGUCAAGCCCGCCCGCAGGGGCUCCGGCUUUCUCGGCUUCUCGCCGCCUCUCAUUGUCAGCAGGAGAAGCCCAGCUCGCCAGCCAGUCAGCCAGCCAGUCCGCGGGGCCGGAUCAGCAGCUCCGAGCGGGCCGCCGCCGCGGAGUGGGCGCCCCCCGGCAGCCGGGGCGGGCGGCUCCUGCCGGGCCUUUUACGAGAAAAGCGGGGAAAGGCGGAGAAGACGAAGGCGAAGAAAGUCUGGGGCGCCCUGGGCUCCUGUGCGCCGCGCCGAAGAGAAGGUAGUGGCGGCGGCAGCGCCGAGGAGGAGGACCGGUAAAGCGUGGGCUGGGGGCCGGCGUGGACAUCAGCUGCUGAUUCUCUACAAAGCUUUAUGAAAUCACGGAAAAGAACCCAUCAACUGAAAAUUUCGUUUGAGACAUAGGAAAGGAAAUAAACUGAGGGGCAAACAUGGCUGACUACUCGUCUUAUAAAGAGACCUCCAAUCGGCAUUUGCGCUUCAAACUUCAGAGUCUCAGCCGCCGCCUUGAUGAAUUAGAGGAAGCCACACGAAAUCUCCAGAAAGCAGAGGAUGAGCUUUUAGACUUGCAGGAUAAAGUGAUCCAGGCGGAAGGCAGCAACUCCAGCAUGUUGGCUGAUGUGGAAACCUUGCGAAAGAGAGUUUUGAAAAUAGAAGGCAAGGACGAGGAAAUCCGAAAGGCAGAAGAGCUGUGCCAGCUGAUGAAGACCAAGCUUGAGGAUGAGGAGAGCCUCACCCGAGAGCUGAAAUCUGAAAUCGAGAGGCUUCAGAAGCGAAUGGCUGAGCUGGAGAAACUGGAGGAGGCUUUCGGUCGGAGUAAAAAUGACUGUACUCAGCUCUGCCUCAGCCUCAACGAGGAGAAAAACCUGACCAAGAAGAUUUCAACAGAACUGGAAGUUCUUAGGGCAAAAGUGAAAGAACUGGAACAGUCAGAAGACCGGCUCGAUAAAACAGAGCAAAGCUUAAUGAGUGAACUGGAAAAGAUGAAAUCUUUAGCUCUCAUUUUUGUCAGUGAAAGAAAACAUUUCACUGAAAAGGAGAAGCAGAACGAAAAGCUGAUCCAAGAGCUCACCCAAAAGCUGGAACAGAAUAAUAAACUUAAUCGGGCUGACCAAACUCGCAAUACAUCAAAUCUGCUGGAGAGAUCGUCCAAUAGUAUAAUUGACAGAAAUGACCUAAGGAUUGAGGUUGACUUGACAACUUCAGCACUAUCUUCAAAAGAAACCAGGAGAAAAGCCAGCUUGGACUACCUAAAGCUUGUGGAAAAUGAAACUCGAAACAAAUCUGAAAACCAGAAGAAUAAAAACCAAGAAGACAACAAAGUGAGGGACCUCAAUCAAGAAAUUGAGAAGCUUAAGACCCAGAUGAAACAUUUUGAGUCUUUGGAAGAGGAGCUUAAAACCCUUAGAGCCAAAAACAAUGACCUCCACGACAGCUACUUGAGUGAACAGAAUAAGAACAUGAUCCUCAUGGGCCAGCUGGAAGAAAUAAAAAUAGAGAUGAAAAAGCAGAAGGAGCUGGAGAAUGGUGAAGCAGAGAUGGAGGACGUGAAUGUGCCCAGCCGAGUUAAGCACGACCGACCCAAGCAUCGAACUGUUACAAUUGAGUCAGCAGUUUCUAAGCAUAAGUCACGGGAACUUUCACCUCAACACCGGCGGGAGAGGCUACGCAAUCGAGAAUUGAAUAAUGAAUGCUAUGGCCAAAGUAGCAAGCGAGUUACAAGCCCUAAUAUGAACAGCAGAAGAGCAGCCAAAACAUCUGGCACAUAUACAGUAUUAGACUCUUUAUCAACUAAUGCUAAACGGGUAGAAGACAAAUCAACCUUAGGUGUGAACAGUUCUCCGCCAAAAGAUAGCGGCACCUCAGCCACCGAAGUGAAGAAAUCUAGGGAGCAGCCUUCAGUGCUUAGCCGUUAUCCACCUGCAGCCCAGGAGCAUAAAUCUUGGAAGAUCUCUUCAAAACCCAAAAAUGAACAUACCACAAGGAAUAGAGUUGAAAAAGAACCCCAGCCACUGAACGAUGCUCAUCAUGUUAAACUUGAAGACCUCGAAGACCAGCCUAGCAAACCAGAAUUCGCAGGACCAUCUUCUGAAAAGGGCCUGAAGAUGCAUGUCACAGAAUCACUGGUUCUUACCACUGAGACUCAUACCUCCAAAACUAAUGGUGGGCCUCCAAAUGGUGCUGCUUCAUCCUAUGGGCAGUAUCCCUCAGGGGAAACCCUGACUUCUGAAUCCGUGAGCUCAAAGAUGGAAGCUACAUUUUCAGCUUGCAGACAGCACUUGGAAGAGGACUCUCAAAAGGUAAUCAACUUCCGAGAGUCUGUGGAGCCUCCACUUGGAAUGACAAAACCUUCUCUUUUAUCGAAGCCUUGGCUCAUUUCAAAAAGCCAAGAAGAUACCUCGCAGAACCAUCCAAUUGCUCAAAAAGAGGAAAUGAACCAAGCUAUUUUGUCGACUGUAAACUGCAACAAUUUGGACCUAAAAGCAACAAGAUCCAAAGCUGUCAAUCCCAGCCGCAUUGAGAAAUCCCGCACUGAGGAAGGGACAAGCAAAUUUGGAAAUAUUUCUGCUACUUUAGACUUAGGAAUAAAAAAAGAAACCACUUCCCGAGAAUUCACAACCUCCAGGGGAUCCGCUCACAUCUCUUCCUUUGAAAAUGAUAGAAGUGCAAGCAGCGAAGACCUUAGUAGACCAUCAAAAAUGACAGCAGCUGGUGCGAUGUCAGGUUUGAAAUCCCGACGGCCAUUUAGUCCAAGAGAAGCUCUGCGUUCAAAAGCCGUCAUCAAACCUGCAAUUGUGGAGAAAGAUGUGAAGGAAAUCAUGGGUGGUGUGGGUUCUGGUCUGGAAACCAGCUGUGAAAAACAGCCUGCCACCUGUAAGACAGUAGCACAUAAAAUGACCAGCAGCAUCACCAUUUACCCAUCUGAGCCAAUUACUCCAAGGAGCAGCACAGUUGAUGCUACAAUUCAAACCAUUCCAAGUGAACUCUCUCCAGGAGCAGAUGCAACCAGCAUUCCUAACGAUUUCUCAUUUAACAAGAGCAGUAUAACCGUAAAGGUACCAGAGCCUGAUAAAAAUGGAGAGUCUGUUCUAAGAAGCAGAGUAGAAACGGUCAUUUCCAAAAGCAGUAUUACAAUAAGGCCUUUGGACACCACCGAAAAAAACAGUGAACCGCCCACGGAGACAGUCGGUUGGAAGAGUCACAGUAUUCUGGGGACAAACUCAUCUGAGGCCAAGAACAUCACGGUAAGAAGCUCAUGGCGGACAAGACGAGGAUUGCGUUCUUUGGAAGACUCUCUAGCCAAAGAGGUUGAACACGUAAAUCCUCGGACUCCAUGUAGGUCAUCUACUGAUCCUUCCAAACCAGAAGGGACCACGGCACGCAUCUACGCGAUUGAGCAGAAUUCCAGAAGGGCAAGUGCCGGGACAAAUUCUUGGAAUACUCCAGAAUUAGACUCUAGAAGGACCAAAAGUAACUUGAGUGCCUCGGAGAUGCUAAGCCAGAAAAGCUGCGUCAAUGAGCUUGUGACCGCUUCCUCUUGGAAUUGCACAGUAAUGCCAGAAGACAAAGAUUUUGCUCCCAGGAGAAAAGCAUACAGCUCCUCUGAGCAACUGACAUCAAGGAGGAGGCCAGAGGUCAAGGCGGAACUGAGCCGCCAAUUUCCAAGCAGCAGGGCCGAGGAGCGGAGGCGGUGGUCCAGAGACCACUCAGAAGCCCACUGAACUGGCUGAGGCAUAUUUCCUGUUGCAGUUUGCAUGACCUCCAGACCUGGAAUUCCCAUCUUUCUCCUGCUGCUGCUGCUGCUGCCAGUCCACCAUGGGGGGACUAAUACAGUGCCUGACCUUUACCCCCUUUCAGUGCUCAAGUACUCUCCUUCUCCUCUCCCCAAAACCCAGAUGGACUUUUCUUUUAAUGGUGGCUUUGCGUUCUCCUUUUCCUCCAUGAAGGAGGAAGGGGAGACUUUGCUCAGGGGAAUCCCACUCUGGAACUUUACCGAGCGCGAAUCAAUAGAGACUCUCAGCUUGCAACUCCUUGGAAAUCUCCAAGAACUUUGGAUUCUCGACUUGGGUGUUCGUUGACUCCACUCCAGGAAAAACUUUUGGUUUGGUUUGACUUGAAAGUCUCAUGGAGAACCACUUUGGACUCGUCUCUGUGUGGUCCUCAGCUUUGGAGAGCCACUUACCUGACCCCUCUUGGCCAUAACUCUUGAAGAAUGGCCUAGCAGGGUUCAUGGGCCACUGCUUCACAGUAGCAGCCUCUCUUCUUCCUCCUCCUUGCCCGCACUGUAACAGUUUGGCCGCUCAUACCGAUGUUUGACUGAGCCAUCCAGAGAAGCAAUAAAUUGAGAUGCAUCUCCUCCAGCAUCUCCUGCUCCACUGGCAGGGACUGGAGCAGCAAAGGUUGGUGGGUUCUCUUUGGCCUCAAAAAAAAAACGGUCUCUGCUUCCUUUCUUGUUGGCACAGCACACUCCUUGCAAACCCAGCCAGACUUGGGGUAUACAACCACAAAUCUCAUCGGCAAGCCUUCCACUCUGCUCCCAAUCAACUUGCAGCCUGAUCCAAAGGAACAGCCUGUCCCGGGACCCAGCUUGCUCGGUGAGGCUGUUCUGACGUCAUUUGAACUAAAGACCUAGAAGACUCAAGUGUGGCCGGCAGUUGGAGGCGUCUGAUUUGUUCAGUUCCUCAGCGCAUCCUUGGGGGGAGGGGGGAACACAUUCUUUUAUUUCUGCUACCUCACCACUUGCUUGGACAGGAGGACCAGAGUACGAUCUUCCAGAGAUCCAGUGGCUGCCCCUCUUCCACCUCUGAAACAGCAAAUUGAAUUUUGUUCACACAAUCAUCCCAGCCCCCCCCCCCCAAAGGUCUGUUUUCCAUUGUACUCUAUGUGCUUUGUUCAGAUGCUGCUGUAUUGUAGGUCUUCUUACCCGCCUCUGCCCGUUUUGCCAAGGUGCGACUCGAGAAUUGAUCACAAUUAGCUGCUCUUCCCCUUUUAAAUGAAUCUCUCUCAUGCACAUGUACAUGCCGAGUGCUAAAAUGAUGAGGACCAGUCCAGGGGUUUUCUAGGGCAUGUGACCUGUGAGUCGUCAUUCAACUCACAAAUAACACCUUUCCAGCCUCCAGCUAUUUGAGAAGAGAUGUGCAUGGGUUCCAAGAGUUAAUUAAAAAUGCAAUUAUUAUGGCAGACAGUCCAUGAGGAUCAGAUGACAGUAAUGGGUUGAGGGAUUAGCCAGGGGUUGCUGAGUUCACUCACCUGCACACCUUCCUCACUGCAAAGCUACUACCUGCAAAGCUUCUGCAUUUGGGUAGCUGGGAGCAAACGUGGGAAAGUUCUGAGGUGUGAGAAUAUGUGGGUAACAUGCUUCUCCUUUUCCUGUGAAUGUUGUCCUGCAAGUUGCUUCACCCACACACCGGGAAGUAAACGUGAAGUUGAUGUUCUUGGCAUUCAAAACCAGGUUCUAUUCAAACUUGGUCAUUUUCUCUUCCCUCCCCCCCCCCCCCAGAAUAGCCUUAUAAUUCCCUUGCUUCUGGUGUCAUUCUGCUUCAGAAGCAUAGUAGUCACCUUUUGGGGGGAAAGGGGAGGGCUGUAUCAGCACCACCCAACGUUGUCACCUCCUCACCAUCAACCAUCACCUCCUCACUGUCAGUCAUUACCUAUUACCACCACCCACCAUCAAUUUCUUCCUCCAAAAGCAUUUGAUGGCUGUCUGAUGAUGUUAGGCCUCAGAGUGUAGCAUUGUGCGCUUCAAAAAGAUUUGCCUCCCUCUGAGCCGGUGCUUCCCAAAUGGGAAGACAUUACUCAAAACUGAGCAAAAUUGUGUUUUGUUUCUUUGAGCAACAGCGCAUGACUCCUUUACCAAUCAGGAUAGGGACAUUUCAGUUGACUUAAAGAUUGCCACGUGCGCUAAAGUAUCUCACAAAGCUUUCCUAUUAAGAUGGUAGAGGAAAUUACAAUUGGUAAUUUGUUGAAAUGACGUAAAGAUAAUUGGGUUAUAAAUGUUUGUUUAAUACCGGUAGUCCUCGAGUUACGAUCAUUCAUUCUGUGACAGUUUGAAGUUACAAUGGUGCUGGAGGAAGGGAGUUACAACAGGUCCUCAAAGUUUGAUGAGGCUUUUUGAUAAGCAGUUUUGGGUAAUGAAGGAAAAUGUUUGGAAGCCCUGUUCUAAGGGUCUGUGAGCUUGGCACUUUAAGAGUUGUGGACUUCAGCUCCCAGAAUUCCUUAGCCAGCAUGGCUAGUUGAGGAAUUCUGGGUGUUGAAGUCCAUGAGUCUUAAAGUUGCCAAGUUUGGAGAGCCCUGCUCUAAGCCAUCGUCACCUUAUUCAACCAUAUAGAAGGGGAAAUCCCACUGGAAUAUCUUUGCUCAAGAGAAAAGAACCCACAUCCCCCAUUCAUCUCUUCCCCGCAAAGAUGAGUGCCUGUGUUCACACAAUAGGCUAAACCAAGAAGCACCGUUAACAAGUGCAUGUGUUCCAUGCCAUCUUACUCCCACUGAAUAUGAGUUUAAUGGAAAGUUUAGACUUACUGUGGCAGCCGUGGCUGGAGUUGUCAGCAUGUUAAACUUACAGAAACAGGAGACUAUAGCCAGAGUAUGCUGCAUGUGCAAAGGUCUGCUUUAUGUCAAACAAGGAUUUGAAUAACACAAUCAGACUUUAUUUAAAAACUUAUGCGCGACCAGAAUGGGGGCCAGGUGGGAACACAAUCAGUGUUGUCAUUCCUUCAUUGCUGUUGAAAAACCAGCCAUUUUGGUACCUUUCGAGGAUUUCAACAUGAAUUCAGUUCUGGAACCACAAAGGGUAUUUAUUUCUUUACCUUGUAAUAUUUUGAAUCUAAACUAAUGCUCCCAUUUGCAUGCCACGUUUUCUUUAGCACAACAGGAAUAAAAGGAGAUGGAAGGGUUGUUUUUUGUUUUAAAAAGCCUGGGAAGCCUAAGGCAGGCUAAAAAAUGUCAGUGGGCUUCUAUCUGCUAGUGCUUCAGACAUGAAGCUGAAACAACCCACUGUUGGUUUGGCUUAUGAAAGGGUAUCACAGCUGGUUCUUGUCUCAUAACAGAAUAAAGGGAAAAUUGGGGAGGUAGUCAAGAGACUGAAUGCCUUAGUUCCAAAACUACAUUUCUGCACAUUGUAUUUGCAUAACCAGGGUUAGUUCAGUGGGCCAAGGCUCAGCCUUUGAUGGAGUAGUACCAAAUGAUGGUGACCAAGUUUUGCACCUCUUUUUAAGAUCUAAGCCUUUAUUUCAUGCUCCAGCAAUUUCUGGAUAGGUUGUUGCAACGUAACACUAUUUUUAUUUUUUGGCAAGUCUUCCAGCUUGUGAGGAUGGAGGGAUGGGGAAUGAAGAAAACCUUAACUGAUUUGUGUCCAUUGAUGGGUGCCAAGUUUACAUGAAAGUCUUAUUUGCUCUAUGUCAGUGGUGGCGAACCUAUGGCACGGGUGCCAGAGGCAGCACUCAGAACUUUCUCUGUGGGCAUGCGUGCCGUCACCCCAGUCCUAGGCCUUCAGCUGGGUUUUAUAAAACUUUUU
Molecule: messenger RNA, 9841 nt
Organism: Crotalus tigris (Tiger rattlesnake)
Lineage: Eukaryota; Metazoa; Chordata; Lepidosauria; Squamata; Viperidae
Gene: LUZP1
Product: leucine zipper protein 1
Exons: 4
Coding region: 2760-6050 (1096 amino acids)
Source: RefSeq, a predicted model, not a curated record